Messenger RNA from Thamnophis sirtalis, 2919 nucleotides. The record is from RefSeq and is a predicted model, not a curated record. Lineage: Eukaryota; Metazoa; Chordata; Lepidosauria; Squamata; Natricidae.
AUGUCCACAGAUGAGCGGCAUUUGACCUCCAGCUGUGGAUCUUUCAUCAAGACUGAGCCAUCCAGUCCAUCCUCUGGAAUUGACGCCAUCAGCCAUCAUAGUCCUAGUGGCUCCUCUGAUGCCAGUGGUGGUUAUGGCAUCACUAUAGGUGGCCAUUCUAAUGGCCUGGACUCACCACCCAUGUUUGGCGGUGCAGGGAUUGGUGGUGGUCCUUGCCGCAAGCGAUAUGACGACUGUGCCAGUGCUAUUAUGGAAGAUUCACCCACUAAAUGCGAAUAUAUGCUCAAUGCCAUCCCAAAAAGGCUAUGUCUAGUGUGUGGGGACAUUGCAUCUGGAUAUCACUAUGGAGUGGCCUCUUGUGAAGCAUGCAAAGCCUUCUUCAAGCGGACAAUUCAAGGCAACAUUGAAUAUAGUUGUCCAGCUACCAAUGAGUGUGAAAUCACAAAACGGAGGCGCAAAUCCUGUCAGGCCUGUCGUUUUAUGAAAUGCCUCAAAGUGGGGAUGCUGAAAGAAGGAGUGCGUUUGGAUCGAGUGCGUGGAGGUCGCCAGAAGUAUAAAAGAAGACUGGACUCUGAAAGUAGUACUUAUCUGAGUUUGCAGAUUUCCCCUCCAGCCAAAAAACCAUGUAGCUUCUCCCAGCCUAGCAUGACUAAAAUAGUCUCCCACUUGCUGGUGGCAGAGCCAGAGAAGAUUUAUGCUAUGCCUGACCCUACCAUGCCGGAAAGUGACAUCAAAGCGUUGACAACGCUCUGUGACUUGGCAGAUAGAGAACUUGUUGUGAUCAUUGGCUGGGCAAAGCACAUCCCAGGAUUUUCUAACCUUUCUCUGGGAGACCAGAUGAGCUUACUGCAGAGUGCCUGGAUGGAAAUCCUCAUUCUGGGUAUUGUGUAUCGCUCAUUACCAUAUGAGGAUAAACUGGUCUAUGCUGAAGAUUACAUCAUGGAUGAGGAACAUUCGCGUUUGACGGGGCUCCUGGAGCUCUAUUUGGCCAUCCUGCAGCUGGUGCGGAGGUACAAAAAGCUGAAGGUGGAGAAGGAAGAGUUUGUCACUCUGAAGGCCCUGGCUCUCGCCAAUUCAGAUUCAAUGCACAUAGAGGACAUGGAGGCAGUGCAGAAACUACAAGAUCUUCUCCACGAAGCCCUUCAGGACUACGAGCUGGGUCAACGUCACGAGGAACCCCGACGUGCAGGAAAGCUGCUGCUGACCCUGCCUCUCCUGCGGCAAACAGCUGCCAAAGCUGUGCAGCACUUCUACAGCAUCAAACUUCAAGGCAAAGUCCCCAUGCACAAACUCUUCCUUGAGAUGCUCGAGGCCAAGGUCUGACGUGGCCAGCCCCACCUGGAGAGCCCAGGACACAAACUGGAAAGAGAAGCAGUCGUGGAGGAAACCAAAAAUGGCAGCUGGCUUUUAUUUUCAAUCAUUUACUGUGGAGGAAUUAUUUAACGCUCAUCUGGCAGCCUGCCAUCCGAAAAUUAUCAUGUACAGAGAUGGAAACUCUUUUAAUCAAGAUUUUUUUUUAAUUUGUGGGAAAUUCGCAACUAAGCUCUUGCACUUGCAGAGGGAACCAAGGAAAAUUUGGAGUCCUUGAGCAGUGAUGCUCAUUGCACUAUCUAGGGCAGCUGAUUCCUAGCUUUUUCCACCUAAUGAAAGGAUGUGGAGAUCUGAAGCAGGAAAUGGUGGGGUAAAAGAAAAAUACAGCAUUUAUAGCAUGGUGGUAUGAGAGGAUUUGUUUUUUUUUUAAUGUGGGCAUCAGUAGACCUGGCACUUGAUACGGUAUGUCAAGGCACAGGCCUGUGUGCCAGUUGCUUCUUUGUAAAGGAGCACCUUCAGUCCAAAUUCAAGUUAUUUGUAAUGUGUACAUAGAGGCCUAUUUCCUACUGGGAAGAGCUGGUGUGACUGUGUAAGAUAUUCUGUGAUCUUGAGCAUCUGGCUUUUCCUAUUCUUGUGCAAUCAGAACAUUCUCAGUGGUAGUUGCUACACAAGCUGGAGAUACGGUACAUUCUGGGGAGAGGAGGGUCUUAUAUUUACAGAGGAUGCAGAGAGAAUAAGUCCAGACCCUGUCUUAUCCCCCCCCCAAAAAAUAUUCCAGCACAAUUCCUUUCUUCUCCUACAUGUGAUGUUCUUUUAAAAACUCUACUCUCCUUCUUUCUUCAGCAUCCGGCAUGAAUCUCAAGACUCAGACUUCCCACAUCAAGCCAAAAUGAAAUGGUGUCCUGAACUAGGGCUAUUUUUCAGCUCUUUCAGCAAAUCCUGAUAUUAGAUAGAUCCUUUCAUGGAUCAGGAAAAAAAUAUCUCAAACCUUAAUAUGGACUCAUGUUCCAUAUUAAGGGAAUUAUAUCAAAUUCCUUAAGGGAGAUGUUUAAUACUUAUUCUUUUAUUCUUUAGCCGUUUUUUUGAAUCCAAUCUAAAUAGCUGAGUGUAGGGAAAUAAAUUAUUUUCCGGCUAAGCCAAAGUCAGCAGCAUAUGGGGAUGGCUUCUAUCUCUCCUCCUUUCCACCACAAUCCCACUUCCUAGGAAACUGUCAUGGGGAGGACAGAUAGCUCUUGCCAGAGUCUUGGUCAAAGAUAGAAAGGCAGAAGUUGUCCAGCCUCAACUUUACCUUAGUUGCAGACCUAACUCUCACCUCUUAUGAAUGCCAGGUUAAAACCUGCUGGUAUGUUUUCCCUCACCAGGAGGAAGAUGGCAGAAGUAGAGCCUCAGGGUCAUCAAAAAUUGUCUUCCAAGUUGACCUGGGUCCAGAUUAUCCCUUUGGGAGAUUAGUUGAAUUUCAUCAAAUCACCCCCUGGAGCCAAAAGCACAGCUAAAUCUUUUCUCCUAAUUUGUAAUAUUUUAACAGAAGGCGAUGGUAUUUGGGUUUGUGUUUUCAGACACUUUUUGAGUUCCAGCAAUUAAUUACACUCAAAGAGCCAAGGUAACAAA